GUUGCCUCUAAAAAGGGCUGGAAGCUUAGGACAUUCUUGCUGUCCUAGAGUGGAGGAGGUCUGGGAGAUCUUGGAGGAGAAGGGGAGGUCGGGCAGGCGGGGGGGCGUGUGUUCCUCCGGAGUUUUCUUUUUCUCGCUAGCCCUUGCACGCGCACGCGCGCGCACAGAAGUCAUCCCUGUGGACUGGCGAUUGUGGACUGGAGGUGGAGAGGCUCCAUCCCAGCUGGUGGCCGGAGGCUGGCUGCCUGGGAGACCUCCCCACCGAAGCGGUUCCCAGGAAGUUUUGCAAAGUAGAUGCAACAGUGCAGCCGGGGCCGCCGCCGUGCAGGAGCCCGGGACCCACGCCACCCACGCUACCCACUCUCGCCGGCUCCGCUUCCUCUGGUCCAGGCGCCGUGCGCGGACCAGGCAACCGUCUGCGCCCGCCUAGCUCCACGGCAGAAAAAAAAGUGAGUGUGUGAAAGCAGCACAAUAAGAGGCAUUUCCUCAGAUUUGCAUCAAGAUGGAAACGUUUUGCUUCAGGGUGUCCUUUUGGGUGGCGCUGGUUGGAUGUGUGAUUAGCGGUCAUUCUGAGAGCUACAAUGCAAAUCUGAGCACUCAUGCGGAAGAUGUUACCACUUUUCACGGGACAGAGCUCAGCUUCCCGGUGACCACGCAUCGACCCUCCAAGCUGGCCCUACCCAGCAAUGGCUCGAUGCCCAACUACUGCCCACAGCAGACGAAGAUUACUUCAGCUUUCAAGUACAUUACCACCGUGAUAUCUUGUACUAUUUUCAUCGUGGGAAUGGUGGGGAAUGCAACUCUGCUCAGGAUCAUUUACCAGAACAAGUGUAUGAGGAAUGGCCCCAACGCGCUGAUAGCCAGCCUCGCCCUCGGAGACCUUAUCUAUGUGGUCAUUGAUCUCCCCAUCAAUGUAUUUAAGGUAGGAAGUCGCCACAACUAUUAUUUACAGGUUUGAACCUGUGCUCUGAUUCCACAGUAAGAGAGUUGCUGCAGACUCUUCUGACCUGAAUUUUAUAAUCUAUUCCUUACUGAGAGCAGUUUCUGCAAUCUUACAGCUAGCGGCAUUUUAAAUUUUUAUUGUUCGUUAAAUGUUACACUUCUUUUCUAACUUAAUUGUUAACCAAAUAGUAUUCUGGGAAUGACUCUUCAAAGGUGUCUUUCAUGCACGGGAUUCUUUUGCCAUCCCUGAGCUUGCUGAGUAGCUGGGCAAUCCCGGGGAGAUCACUUGAUUUUUCUGAGACUCGAUUUUCAGAGAGAGACCUAUUGGGCCCCAAAAGUACUUAAAAUAAAUGCAUUCAGUUGCAUUUACCUUUCUAACGUGAUGCUGUUCAGAAGCCCGAUAUCCACAGUGUGGCUUGAAAGGAAAAGCGCCUAUUUCACUCCGGCAGCCUAGAUUCAUGGGUGGAGCCACAGCACAUGCAGGCUUUCCCCUGGUGCCUGAGCGCCUGAGAGAUAGCGGGCCCACGUGACUGCGGGCCGGGGUGGGCCUCAGUGAGCAGAAUCACCGAAACCAUUCACAGCAGGCAUCCGCGCACGGUUGCCGCCUCUGCUGCUCCAGUUUACAUUUAGAGAGUGCCCACUGUGUGUCGUCCCCCCCACCAAGCCGGGCAAUAGGGUCCAAAAAGGCAAAUUAAACAAAGUUAGUGCCUGAGUGAGAGAGGGAGAUAACUUAUUCACUGUUGCUGUGGUCUCCUUGUUUCCAGGGCUAUUUAGCACCAAAACGAACUGCAGCCAGAAGGAAUUGGGGGAGUCCAUAUUUGGUCUUGUGAUCGUGAGGGGAAAUUGCUGCAAGAAUUCAAAUGAACCAAAAUUCAAAUAAAACUGUGAUCCAUGCCAGAUACUACAGCAUGUCUUCAUUCUAAGCCCAGGAAAAGCACUUUCCUCAGCCUUGAGUUCUUCUUCUAUUUACUAUCCAUGCAAAUGAAACUAUUCUGCACAAUCCUAUUUUGAAAUAGGACUUUAAAUGGCAAGUGUUGUCAAUUGAAGGCAUAGCUUUUAAGGAGAACAGUAGCCUUUUGGUUUCCAACAGAUACACUUAAACAGUGGCAAAUUAUCCUAGAGUACCAGAAAAAUCAGUGGUCAGACAGUAAAGAUGUAAGCAAUGGUCACAAUUUUCAAAACUACAAAUAAAAAAAAACAUUGCAAAUUA
Messenger RNA from Phyllostomus discolor (pale spear-nosed bat), 2152 nucleotides. Its product is annotated as endothelin-1 receptor-like. Gene Ontology annotation, cellular component: membrane. Lineage: Eukaryota; Metazoa; Chordata; Mammalia; Chiroptera; Phyllostomidae. Gene Ontology annotation, biological process: vasoconstriction; enteric nervous system development; G protein-coupled receptor signaling pathway. The transcript is spliced from 3 exons. Bases 503 to 958 code for a protein of 151 amino acids. Gene Ontology annotation, molecular function: endothelin receptor activity. The record is from RefSeq and is a predicted model, not a curated record.